CUCAGGUUUCUCUCUGGUCAAUAUACCUAGUGAGGAGUGUUGGAGUGUUGUCAGACGAUGAUGGUGGUGUAGCGUAGUCUGCCAACAUGGCUACAGCCUCCAUGCAAAGUACUAAAGGCUACGGUUAAUUAAAUCCGGUGUAUUUGCGUGUGAAAAUAGUGGCAGUAUUUCGGGGCUGAGAACUUUUAUCUAUUUGUUAGGGAGAGCGUGGCCGUCACUCCGUGACGACUGGGAUAUCCGCGAACAGGAGUUACUGGUCAUGUCUACUCUGUUGAUAUUAUUGUAGCGUAGACAUCCUGCAUUCCGUCGUCUUUGAAAGAAAUCUGGAAUCCGGCGUGCGAGAGACUACGUACGUAAUGACCGACUCGGAGAAACUCUUCGCUUGCUCCACAUCGGGCUGCAAUAUGAGCUUUAUGAACGAAGAUCAGUUGACAAUGCACAAGAAGAAGCACGACAUGAUGCUAAAUCUUAACAAUAACUCUAAGAGUGCUGGAUUCGUUGCGGAUCAAACUCCAACGCCAACGAGGUUCUUCAAAAACUGCGAGGAGGUUGGUUUAUUUCAAGACCUGCAAAACGUAGUCAAUCCUUUCGAAGAGACGUUUCGAAGAGCUGUCGAGGCUGGAAAUACUGGCACGCUUGUGGUAUCAGAGGUUGGAAUGACUGAUGACACGCUGCAUACACCCCACAUCUUCCCCUAUAUAUCGGAUGUAUUGCCCGCAAAUAGUCAAAUUCUUUCCGAGGAUCACGUUGAAGUUUGUUCUACGACUGUGUCUCUCGCCGAGAAAGAUGCGGAAGAGGAAAACGCUUUAAAGACUGACGAGUGUAACAGUAUUAAACUAAGUACAAAUGAGACGCAGGAAUUGCUGAAAGACUCGACUGUCGCAUCUGCGAAGGAUGACGCUCUCUCGGAGGAUAUUAUUAUUUCAAGUGCAAAUAUACCCAUAGCGCCUAAACUUUCAUCGACGCAGCCUAUGUCUCAUCUGUCCAUCAACGGUGAAGAGGUGCAAUUGUUACUGAAAACCGCGGAUGGUAAAUUAAUGCAGUUGUGCGCGGUGCCGGAGUCUCCUAACGUAUCGAAUGUUAGUACCGAACAGCAAACCUUUAUUAUUAAAACCGAACCAGCUCUGCGAUGCGAGAUGAAGAAAUCUGCGAUUUCGAGACUAUCAUUGGCAAGAAUGAAGCUGAAACAAACCCUGUCUAAGAACAUGACCGUACAAGGUCAGAAAGCGACCGAGGAAUAUGUGAAAACGUACACUACUGCCGCGAAGAAGGAGAAUGUCAAGAAGACUGUCGAUCAGCUUAAGAAAAAGGACAUUCUUGAGCGCAAUCGUGCCAGUUCGAUGCGUGCGCGAGCUAAAAGAAGAGAGUGGAUCCAAGAACUCCAAAGAACAGUAACUAACGUGAACGAGGGGAACACGGCUUUGCAAAUGGAAGUGAAAACUCUACGUAUGGAAGUCGCGAGGUUGAAGACUCUUCUGCUAGCUCACAAGGAUUGCCCGGUCACAAAGGCGAUGAAAAAAGGAGUAGUUCUCGGACCUAAGAUAAUAUCGGUAGAUAAUCCUGAGGUACUUACGAUGCCGAUAUCGGCCAAUGGCGUCCCCGUAAAACGAUCGACCUCCUACGCGGCGAAGAUCCCGAACGUGUCGACGAAGAAAUCGCCCCUGUUGGUUAUGAAAAAUCCGGUGAUACUUCCGAAGAUGGAUUGCGGCACCGCGAAUCUCGCGAUUCCAAACGCGACGAUCAUAAAAACUCUACCGGCGUUGAAGAUCGUGGGCGUCAAUCAGUUUAUACCGGAGAAGUCGGAGGGAACGAAACAGAUACUGAUCGUGCAAAAUCAACCGAGGAAAUUGUGCGAGGGUACAACUAGGCAGAUUAUUCAGAUAAAUCCGAAUUACGAAGUGGAGCACGCGGCAUCUAAGAAUACGGGAACGUAAUUAAUCGCCUUUCAACGUUAGCACGUUGUAAUUAGUAAGUAAAUGUCCCAAGUUGUAGCGGUUAAAGCAAUCGGAGAAUAAACGAAUGAUGCUACGACUACGCGAUACAUUAUCGCGAAUAUAGCGCGAGUUAUUUGAUAUUCGUGCAAAUGUUAAUGGAAUAUACGUUCCGCGUCUCGUGUAUUUUAUCUUCCAUAAUAAAUGACUUCGAUAUUUUCUUAUCAUACUUUCAUCAUUAUUUCGCGAAUAACUAUUUAAUAUAAAUCAUCGCAGGUAUUCCUAAUGGAGGAACGUGAAGUAACGUAGGGAGUACCAGGUUAUUUUUAUAUUAUUUAUCGAGUUCACAAUAAACAGAUUUUUAUCGUA
Molecule: messenger RNA, 2300 nt
Organism: Vollenhovia emeryi
Lineage: Eukaryota; Metazoa; Arthropoda; Insecta; Hymenoptera; Formicidae
Gene: Atf-2
Product: cyclic AMP-dependent transcription factor ATF-7
Exons: 7
Coding region: 357-1934 (525 amino acids)
Biological process (GO): regulation of transcription by RNA polymerase II
Molecular function (GO): RNA polymerase II cis-regulatory region sequence-specific DNA binding; DNA-binding transcription factor activity, RNA polymerase II-specific
Source: RefSeq, a predicted model, not a curated record